Messenger RNA from Medioppia subpectinata, 2209 nucleotides. NCBI's taxonomy places the organism in Eukaryota, Metazoa, Arthropoda, Arachnida, Sarcoptiformes, Oppiidae. The record is from the annotation of a GenBank genome assembly.
GUGAUUAGUGUUGAGGUAGUGUUGAGGUUGUGUUGAGGUUGUGGUAACACUACUGAGUGUGUCGUCAAAUGUAAUGCAAACACAAUUGCAAUCAUAUGUAGUGUUGAGUGAAUUAAUGAACGAUUGGUUUAAUGUUUUUAGCAUUUGAUGUGAAUUGUGUCUGAUAUCUGACCACAAUAUCAAAGUAUUGGAUCCAAUGAGUCACCAAAGAUUGAUGUCUUCGGAGUUGUACUCAUCAGACAAACCUCCGGCACCACCGGUGAGGUUGGCGUCGGCUCGUGAACUCACUGUUCCCGUCGAUAUGAGACCACUUCCUCGAGAGCCCGACAGAGACGAUGAGAAACGCAAAGCCAAGACAAAGACGACUAAAAAUAUGAAGAACUCAAGUCGUGGAUCAGAGAAGCCAGUGAUCAGUCCUCCGACCAAUUUUGAACAUACAGUUCACGUGGGCUUCGAUGCCAUCACCGGUGAGUUCACAGGAAUGCCUCCCAAUUGGGCACAACUUCUGCAGAACUCGAAUAUCUCGAAAACCGAGCAGAAGAAGAACCCACAGGCAGUCCUCGAUGUCCUCAAAUGGUAUGACUCGAGCGCUAAGGCCAAGGAUGAGAAGUACAUGACUAUCAAUCGUAAUCUGGAUACGAGUCCGCGUCCGAGUUAUUUAGCCGAACGGUUGGCCGCUUUGACCACAACGACCACCACUACAACUCUGGCGUCGUCUUCAAGUGCGAGUGUGUCUCCAAUACAUACCAAACUGAUUAUCAAUCACUGCUCCGCCGGCUCUACGGUCUCGUCGACCACUUCGGCGCUCUCCACUCCAGAUGACGAACUUAUAAACCAAUCGAGUGAUAAUCAAUUGUGCGAACCCUGUCCUCCACCCAUAGCCGCCAGACCCGAGAAAACCAAAUCUAUUUAUACAAAACCUGUUUGUGAAGUGAAAAAUGUUAAUAAAGACAUCGCUAACAAUAACAGUAAUAAUAAUUGUAUUAUUAGUAACACAAACAAUAACUUUAGUGUCGGGACCGCCGCUAACGCCACUCAACUCACGGCUCAACAAAUGAAACAAAAGAAAAAGAAAAUGAGUGACGAAGAGAUUAUUGAGAAAUUGCGGGGAAUUGUCACUAUCGGUGACCCGAACCGCAAGUUCACCAAAAUGGAGAAGAUUGGUCAGGGCGCCAGUGGCACCGUCUUCACCGCCAUCGAGAUACUCACCGGAAUGGAGGUCGCCAUCAAACAAAUGAAUCUAUCACAACAGCCCAAGAAGGAACUCAUCGUCAACGAGAUCUUAGUCAUGCGAGAGAACAAACACCCAAAUGUGGUCAACUAUUUGGACAGUUAUCUCGUGGGCGAAGAGUUGUGGGUUGUGAUGGAGUACUUGCCGGGGGGUUCGUUGACUGAUGUGGUCACCGAGACCUGUAUGGACGAGGGACAGAUCGCCGCCGUAUGUCGCGAAGUACUUCAGGCUUUAGAGUUUUUACACUACAAUCAUGUCAUUCAUCGCGACAUCAAAUCAGAUAAUAUUUUGCUAGGAAUGGAUGGCAGCGUUAAACUCACAGACUUUGGAUUUUGUGCUCAAAUAUCUCCCGAACAGAACAAACGGACAACAAUGGUUGGCACACCCUAUUGGAUGGCACCAGAGGUGGUCACUCGCAAACAGUACGGCCCCAAAGUGGACAUCUGGUCAUUAGGUAUAAUGGCUAUAGAGAUGAUUGAAGGCGAGCCCCCGUAUCUCAAUGAGAACCCUUUAAGAGCUCUGUACUUAAUCGCCACAAACGGAAAGCCAGAAAUCAAAGAGAAGGAGAAGUUAUCUCCACUGUUCCAAGACUUCCUCGACAAGUGCCUUGAAUGUGAUGUCGACAAAAGGUGGUCCGCAUCUGAGUUAUUAAAGCACCCAUUCUUGAAGUUAUGUCGACCGUUAACCACACUUCACGCACUGAUAGUGGCCGCCAGGGAUGCAACUAAAGGACAUUGAUUUGGACUCAUUUAUAGCUGAUUUGAUAACAACAGAGCCUUAUCAUAAAGUUAUCAAAAUAUGUAUCAAUAACUUAGUGUUACAUGAGAUGCAAUAUUUUUAUCUAAAAUAUUACGAAUUCAAUCAUUUAUUAAUUUCUCUAUUAUUUAUUAAUUGCACACAUUAUAGCAACAAAUAAAAUCUUUUUUGUGUAAAUACAGUACUCGGAUAUCUUGUGUCACAGAUUUCAGAUUAUAUGCC